UCUGGAGACAUCAACGAAAUCCAAACACCAAACAGCAACGUCAUUUCUAAUCCAAACACCACAUAACCGUAUCGAGUUGCGCCAUUCAUCACAAUUCCAUGGCAACACCACCGUCUUUCACGCAAUCGCAGUUCGCCUAUGCCAACACCACCUACUUCCCUGUGCCCUUUCACCUUCAGCAACCUACAACCCCUCACUACAGUACAUCGUACGUCGCGGCUCCGGCUGUACAAAUCCCUGCGCCUCCAGUUGUUGGUCCCGUUCUUCCGCCGCCGGUGGCCGGCGUAUACUCCGUUCCCCAAUAUCAGGCACAUCAAUUAUUUGAGAGGGAUGCACAGAUAAUAACACCGGAGGCUCUUGAGAGUGUCAAGGCAGCGAUUGCGAGCAGUGACGUCGAGUACAAAGCUGAGACCAAGAAGAAAGCGGUUCCUCGCAAAGCUGCUGGCCAAACUUGGGAGGAUCCUGUUCUUGCAGAGUGGCCAGAAGAUGAUUAUCGGCUCUUUUGUGGUGAUCUUGGUAAUGAAGUGAAUGAUGAUGUUCUUUCAAAAGCAUUUUCACGGUUCCCUUCCUUUAAUAAGGCACGAGUUGUCAGAGAUAAGCGGACUGGAAAAACAAAGGGUUAUGGAUUUAUAAGCUUUGCCAAUCCUUCUGACCUCGCUGCCGCUCUUAAAGAAAUGAAUGGUAAAUAUGUUGGAAAUCGGCCAAUAAAACUACGCAAAAGCAAGUGGAAAGAGAGGACAGAUUACGAGGCACUGGAUAAACAGAAGAACCAAAUCCAGAAGAAACCGAAACUUCCAAGGAAGGGUGUUCUGCACAAGUGAUUUAGGCCGAGUCCGUUUAAGGCAUACUACCAACUUAACCAAGUAGAACAGUUUUCGAAAUAGAAUAUUUUUUCCAUGUGAAAUAUAUUUU
This is a messenger RNA of Gastrolobium bilobum, 912 nucleotides long. RefSeq lists its product as uncharacterized. The transcript has 6 exons. The coding region runs from base 99 to 821 and encodes 240 amino acids. The record is from RefSeq and is a predicted model, not a curated record. Gene Ontology annotation, molecular function: mRNA binding. NCBI's taxonomy places the organism in Eukaryota, Viridiplantae, Streptophyta, Magnoliopsida, Fabales, Fabaceae.